Messenger RNA from Mollisia scopiformis, 1602 nucleotides. Its product is annotated as MFS general substrate transporter. The transcript has 2 exons. Gene Ontology annotation, biological process: transmembrane transport. The coding region runs from base 1 to 1602 and encodes 533 amino acids. Gene Ontology annotation, molecular function: transmembrane transporter activity. The record is from RefSeq and is a predicted model, not a curated record. NCBI's taxonomy places the organism in Eukaryota, Fungi, Ascomycota, Leotiomycetes, Helotiales, Mollisiaceae. Gene Ontology annotation, cellular component: membrane.
AUGGCAGAAAUCCCGGAGGCCACUUCAUUCACACCACCAGCAGUUUCUAAUGAUGAAAAACAUCAACUGUCAUUUCAAGGACAUUCAAAUCCCAAAGAUCAAGACAGUUCUCGCUCCUCUCAACUGACCAACUCUCCCAAGUCCUGGGAGAAAUCUGGGUUCAAAGCCAAGUCCCACCGAACAUGGCGCAACAUCCAAAGAUACAUCUGGGACGACCCCGACAAGCCCGCCGUAGAAAAGAAGUUCCUGCUCAAACUGGACUUCUUCCUGCUAUCGUACACAUGUCUCGGUUAUUUCUGCAAGAAUCUCGACCAGGCGAAUAUCAGCAACGCGUAUGUCUCUGGCAUGAAAGAAGCAUUACAUAUGGGUGGAAAUGAGUUGACGUACAUGAGUAACGUCUUCACGGCUGGUUAUGUGGUCGGUCAGCUGCCUGCUGUUAUUCUAGCAACGAAAAUUCGACCGAGUAUCCUGGUCUCGACUCUGGAGAUUUUGUGGGCCGUGUUUACUUUUUGUUGUGCGGCUGUGAAGACGGUACCACAGCUUUAUGCGCUGAGAUUUCUGGUCGGAUUGUGUGAGGGAGCCUUCUUCCCAGUUAUCAUAUAUGUUAUUAGCUCAUGGUAUACCAAAGUCGAGCGUGGAAAGCGCGUUACACUGUUCUACUCCACUGCAACCAUGGCCGGUAUGUUCAGCGGAUAUCUCCAAGCCGGAGCAUACAAAGGUCUCAACGGCAAACUUGGCCACGAAGGCUGGCAAUGGCUCUACAUAAUCUGCGGCAUCAUCUCUCUACCCGUUGGUAUCAUCGGCUACUUCUUCAACCCAGAUUUCCCCGAGAAUACGCGAGCCUUCUACCUCUCUCCGUCCGAAACCGAGCUCGCUCGACAACGUCUCCUGCGAGAUGGCUACAAACCACUCGGCGCAUCGGCUUGGGAUAGGAAGAAGAUCUUCCGCAUCAUGGCACAAUGGCAAUUUUGGGUGCUACCUCUAGGCUACUUCUUCGUCCAGAGCAGUUUCCCGAAUGCACAGCCUGCGUUUGCGCUCUACUUGAAAGCAACAGGACGCUCAGUCUACGAAAUCAACGUCUGGCCCACUGGUCAAGCGGCUGUUGGAGUCGUGGUUCAGAUCGCAGCAGGAAUGCUGUCCGAUUCUCCGCUCUUGAACGGUCGCCGAUGGCAAGCCAUUACGUUUAUGCAAGCAGGUACCUUCAUUGGUGCAAUCAUCAUCGUGGUAUGGAACGUCCCCGAAGGCGCGCGCUUUUUCGCCUACUAUAUAUCGUACAUGUGUGCUGGCGUGCCGGGGAUCUAUUACUCGUGGUUCCCUGAGUUGAUGCCGCAUGAUCAUGAGAUGAGAGGGUUCUUAACUGCGUUCAUCAAUAUCGCGAGUUAUGUGAAUCAGAUCUGGGUUGCGGAUGCGGUUUGGAGGACCGUGGAGGCACCGAGGUUCAGGCCAGGGUUUAUCUUUGCGAGUGUAACGGGGGUUUGUCUUGUGGUGUUGAGUCUGGGGUUGCAUUUUCUUGAGAAGAGAGAUGUUAAGAAAAGAGCAGUUGUGGAAAGUGAAGCGGGGAGAGUGGAUGUCGAGUCGCCGUUGGAAAGUGAAAAGCUUUAA